Microthlaspi erraticum is the source of this 708-nucleotide messenger RNA. NCBI's taxonomy places the organism in Eukaryota, Viridiplantae, Streptophyta, Magnoliopsida, Brassicales, Brassicaceae. The record is from the annotation of a GenBank genome assembly.
AUGGCGACUUCUCUCUCCGUCUCCAGGCUCCUCUCAUCCUCCUCAGCCACCGCCAUCUCCGUUGCCAAGCCGUUACUCUCCCCCACCGCUGCCUUCACCGCGCCAAUCUCCUUCACCCGCUCUCUCGCUCCCAAUCUCUCCCUCAAAUUCCGCAGCCGCCGCUCCAAUUCCACAUCCGCAUCCACCACCAGAUCCUUCGCAACAACCGUCUCCGCCUCCAUUUCCGUCGGAGACAAGCUCCCCGACUCCACUCUCUCCUACCUCGAUCCCGCCACCGGCGAUGUCAAAACCGUCACAGUCUCCUCCCUCACCGCCGGUAAAAAAACCAUCCUGUUCGCCGUCCCCGGCGCCUUCACUCCGACCUGCUCCCAGAAACACGUCCCUGGAUUCGUUUCCAAAGCAGGAGAGCUCAGAUCUAAAGGCAUCGAUGUCAUCGCCUGUAUCUCCGUGAACGACGCGUUCGUGAUGGAAGCGUGGAAGAAAGACCUCGGAAUCAACGAUGAGGUGAUGCUUUUAUCCGACGGAAACGGCGAAUUCACCGGGAAGCUUGGAGUGGAAUUGGAUUUGAGGGAUAAGCCGGUGGGACUCGGGGUUAGGUCAAGGAGAUACGCGAUUCUGGCGGAUGAUGGUGUUGUGAAGGUUCUGAAUCUUGAGGAAGGAGGCGCUUUCACUAACAGUAGUGCUGAGGAUAUGCUUAAAGCUCUUUGA